This is a messenger RNA of Doryrhamphus excisus (bluestripe pipefish), 5165 nucleotides long. NCBI's taxonomy places the organism in Eukaryota, Metazoa, Chordata, Actinopteri, Syngnathiformes, Syngnathidae. The record is from RefSeq and is a predicted model, not a curated record.
ACGCUUCCAAAGCGGUGCAGUUGCUAUCUAUAGACCAACUCUAUUUUUAUCCCAUACCAACGGGACUCAGUGGAACUUUCAUAAACAGUUAGUGUGCCGGUCACAUAUGGGUAUAAAUCCACACUGCAGUGACACAUUUUCCAUUGGAAGAAAGAAGACCCUGAUUUCAAAUGGAUCAUGGACGUCCCUGAGGGAGUACGACCCCUUCGAGUGGAAAACGCCACCCUUCAUGUCGUGGAAAGGGAGGAACGCAGGGUGAGCGUGAAAGUGGAGGAGAGCUGCUUCACCGUGGAGAGAGCCUUCCUAGCGACGCACAGCAACUACUUCCAUGCCCUUUUCCAGUCCGGGAUGCUUGAAAGUGAACAGGAAGUGGUUCACCUUAAGGGCGGCGUGCAUGCAAGGGGUUUCCUCAUUGCCCUCGCUGUGUGCAAGGGAGAGAUUCCGACUCUCCGUGACCCGGAUGAGCUUGUCGACGCGGUGGAAUGCGCCGCUUUCCUGCAGGUGUCUUGUUUAACUCGGUAUCUUUGCGACAUCGUCGACUCCGAUAACUGUCUCUUGCUUUACCAUGCAGCCUCCAUUUUUGGGGUGCAGAAACUCUUCCACUGCGCCGCUUUGUUUCUUUGUGAUGCCUUCGAGGACCUCAGAGAAUCAGCCGAGGCAACCAUCCCUGAAGACUUGCUGCGGUAUUCCCAGUCAUUUUCCCCCGCGUCUUACAUAGCAAUCGGUACUCAUUCUCCUUCGGCGGAGCUGCUCGGCGACUCCUUCAGGAUCGUGUGCUACCUCGACGAGAGGGAAGGAGAAUGGAAGCGUCUCACGAAUCUACCCACACUUUGCAGCACGUCCAUGGCCGGCGUGGCGGUCCUCGACAACCGCUUGUACAUUGUAGGAGGAGUUUACGGUUACGGAAAGGACACAGUAGACGCUGGAUUCUGCUUUGACCCUGAAUCAGGGAUUUGGACCACAUUUCCCGGACCGCAGAAACCAAGAAAGGACUUUACUCUGCUGGGACAUGAGGGGCGACUCUACGCCAUCGGUGGCGAGUUCCAGAAAACGUGCAUUUCCACCGCGGAGCGUUAUGACCCUCGCAAGCGGCAGUGGACUUUUAUACAAGAAGCACCAAGACCGGUGACAUCGGCCGCGUAUGCCGUCGCGAGGCGCCGGAUGUUCAUUUGCUUCUGGAAGCCGCCCGACACCACGGACAUCUACGAGUACACGCCGCUUAACGAUGAGUGGAAACUCGCCACCACGAUGAUACGACCUCAGAGUUACGGCCACUGCAUGGUAGCCCACAGGGACAUUUUAUACGUGAUGCGCAACGGUCCUUGCGACGACUUCCUGCGCUGUCUCAUGGACUGCUACAAUAUCACCACGGGACAGUGGACCGCCAUGCCGGGACACUACAUCAACAGCAAGGGGGCGCUGUUCACCGCCGUGAUUAGAGGGGACUCUGCGUUCACCGUGAAACACAUGCUAACGCUUGAGUACGCUAUCAGCGAAAAUGGGUGGAAGCCCCGCAGGCAGAUGAAGGGUUUUCCAAAGAGUGGAUCGCUGUGGACAUGUUUACUCAGGCUUCCCAAAACCGGAUCGGUAGUACUUCAAGUGGAUGGACACGGGAAGGAAAAGGAUUUGUAAAUGACUUUCUGUAGGAAUUGUACGGAUUGUGUUUUGUCAAAGAUUCGAUUAGCAUUAGCUACUCUGUGGGAGAACUCAAGAGUCUUUAGCGUUCGACCCCGCGACUCUAUGCCAUCAGUGGCGAGUUCCAGAAAACUUGCAUUUCCACCGCGGAGCGUUAUGACCCUCACAAGCGGCAGUGGACUUUCAUACAAGAAGCACCAAGACCGGUGAUAUCGGUCGCGUACGCCGUCGCGAGGCGCCAGAUGUUCAAUUGCUUCUGGAAGCCGCCCGACACCACUGACAUCUACGAGUACACGCCGCUUAACGAUGAGUGGAAACUCACAACCACAAUGAUACGCCAUCAGCGAACACGGGUGGAAGCCCCGCAGGCAGAUGAAGGGUUUUCCAAAGAGUGGAUCGCUGUGGACGUGUUUACUCAGGAUUCCCAAAAACCGGAUCGGUAGUACUUCAGGUGGAUGCACACGGAAAGGAAAAGGAAAUACCUUUGACGGAUUUGUAGAUGACUUUCUGUAGGAAUUGUACGGAUUGCGUUUUGUCAAAGAUUUGAUUAGCAUUAGCUGCUCUGUGGGAGAACUCAAGAGUCUUUUAGCGUUCGACCCCACGGCUCUCUUUACAUCCCAGGAGUAAUUAAGGUAGGAACAAUGUGUUUUGACUUAUAAAGGAAUUAAACUCGAGUGUCUCUGGGAUUUUAGUUUGACAUCCACGGAAAAGUAAUCACUUACUGUUCUUGGGGGUGGCAGGUUUGGGAGGCUCUUCUGCGGGACCGGUGCAUGUUUGCUAGCUUUUCCAUUGGCCAGGUCAUCGAUUCUGUCAUCUAGGAUGUUGAAAAAGUCGGUUGUUAGCGGAUGCGGAUCUUGGUCUCCAUCGACAGUUGUAAAAUAAACACACAGGAGAAAGGAGUAAACAAUUUAGGGACGUCGCACACCGGAGGGUCGAUACCCCCUGAAAGGUCAGAAAGAUCAGUUUUUGGUUGGUUUUUGGAAGUUUUUGACUUUUGGACUAAUAAAUACCGGAAUACCAGACCUAGUUCUUUAGGAUUAUUAAAAUUAUACAACUACUUCCCUUUCAGAGUUAAGAAAAAGCGGAAUUAAGUUAUUUGCUUAGUCAUUUGCUAACUGCUGCCCAUGUUUCUGUUGAUGACAGCCAUGUUUUUCAACCAAUUUUACAGACAGGCUAACAACCACAUGGUAAUACCGCAGCCUACAUUCAUCAUAAAGUAUCAUUAUGUAACUACAGAACGUACCGACUCUCCCUGAGUCAAGAACUGGUUUGAUGAGUUAUUUAGCAGCCUCAAAUCUCACGGCUCCAAACGUCUCUUUGAAUUAAAACUAUGGAGAAAAAAAGUCUUUUUUUUUUUUGGGUCCAAAAAAAAACAGCUAGCUACAGACACAGAGGAGUUAUGAAGAAACAGACAGGAAAUGGUAGAGGUGGGGGUUUUGAGAUGGGGGGGACGAGGAUUUGGGUUGUCUGUGACUGUAGCUUGGGUCUGCUUUUUAGAGAGCAAUAACUCAUGUCGACUGGAACUGCUUGACCCACUUGGACAACCUUAAAACUGGGAAUAUCGGAGCCUACUUUUCUCUCUUUUGCUUGCUGCAAAUGUCCGUCGUUGAGAUUCUGUUAGGAAUUUUAUAUUAAAUGUUAUGAAAUAUACUGUUUUUGAUUACGAAAAUCUUACUGGCUUACUUCGAGGCUCUAAUAUUCUAUUAAAAACAACAAUUAGCCUUGGAAAAGCUAGCAUGGUAUUCAAUUAGCCAUUUCCUGCUAUCACACUCGGCUAACAGGCUGCUAGCUAGUUACAUGAUGGGAAGUAUUGGACAACUACCAUACCUGUAUUUCUGAAAAUGCACAGGCUAACUAUCAGCUUUUAGCUAGUUCCUGUUAUUGAGUUAGCUAGGCUAACAGGCUGCUAGCUACAUCAAUUAUUAUUUUACCUUAUAAUAAUUUUUAGAAGUACAGAGUGUUACAUGAUGGGAAGUAUUGGACAACUACCAUGCCUGUAUUUCUGAAAAUGCACAGGCUAACUAUGAGCUUUUAGCUAGUUCCUGUUUUUGAGCUAGGCUAACAGGCUGCUAGCUACAUCAAUUAAAUAUUAUUUUACCUUAUAAUAAUUUUUACAAGUACAGAGUGUUACAUGAUGGGAAGUAUUGGACAACUACCAUGCCUGUAUUUCUAUCAGCUUUGAGCUAGUUCCUGUUAUUGAGUUAGCUAGGCUAACAGGCUGCUAGCUACAUCAAUUUAAUAUUAUUUUACCUUCUAAUAAUUUCUACAAGUACAGAGUGUUACAUAAUGGGAAGUAUUGGACAACUACCAUACCUGUAUUUCUGAAAAUGCACAUGCUAACUAUCAGCUUGAGUUAGCUAGGCUAACAGGCUGCUAGCUACAUCAAUUUAAUAUUAUUUUACCUUAUAAUAAUUUUUACAAGUACAGAGUGUUACAUGAUGGGAAAUAUUGGACAAUUACCAUGCCUCUAUUUCUGAAAAUGCACAGGCUAACUGUCAGCUUUUAGCUAGUUCCUGUUUUUGAGCUAGGCUAACAGGCUGCUAGCUACAUAAAUUUAAUAUUAUUUUACCUUAUAAUAAUUUCUACAAGUACAGAGUGUUACAUGAUGGGAAAUAUUGGACAAUUACCAUGCCUGUAUUUCUGAAAAUGCACAGGCUAACUAUCAGCUUUUAGCUAGUUCCUGUUUUUGAGCUAGGCUAACAGACUGCUAGUUUAGCAAUUUUUUGGUAUAAUUUGAUAUAAAAGCAGAACAAAAAAUUCAGAACCUGACUACAAACACUUAUUUGUGAUAAAAAUAUACAAAUUGUUACCUUUUUCCUGCUUUUCCUUCCCUCCUACGACCACUUUAUUCAUGUAGAUGUACUCCUCGUCGGCGCCUGUGUGACAGCAAUAGCAUCAUAGUUUAAAAGCUAGCAUAAACACCCCAGCUUUUUAUAUAAUAUGACACAAAUUGGCUAAGGAGAUAUUUCCAAGUUAGCCUCAUCAUAGGAGAGUAAUAACAGGUUUAAGGAUAUUGUGUUGACAAUUUCGCAUAAACAGUUGUCCCUUUAAAAAAAAUACAAAAGAAAACCGUGGCGCUAAACGAAUAAUAUCCACUGACUGGAAUCGAAACAUCAAAACAAACUUCUUCAACUUUUGAGUGUUAAGCGGAAGAACUUUGAAAUUGAUAUCUAGAGCGGAAAGUAAAAGCAAAAAUAACAUAAAAUAGGAACAGAUGAAAUGCUAUUUAUAAACUUGGCUCAAAAGGAAGUGAGCGUCCCCGGUGGAUGAAUGCGGCUUCGGAAUAAUCAUACAGUUUUAGAGCCAGGAGAGGAAGCGUGGAGGAACAAGUCCAAGACCUGAACAUGGAAAUGGAAGACGAUUCCAGUGUGUGUGUGUCACAGAAAGAGAGGGACUCGUUUUUCGAGUUUUUUAAGCCACAAUUUGUUAAAAAUGGGAACUUCAUAUUUUUUUUUACUUUGUUGCACCCCCUAUGGGUCUAGCUCAAAAUGGUCUGGUGGACAUGUAAUACAGACAGUUAUAAUCAUUAG